AUGGGUUUAUAUAUUUCUACUCUAUUUAACUCAUUAUUGGGUGCUAAAGAAAUGAGAAUUUUAAUGGUUGGUUUAGAUGGUGCCGGUAAAACCACUGUUUUAUAUAAAUUAAAGUUGGGUGAAGUUGUUACUACUAUCCCAACAAUCGGUUUCAAUGUUGAGACUGUUGAAUAUAAGAACAUUUCCUUUACCGUUUGGGAUGUUGGUGGACAAAACAAAAUUAGACCAUUAUGGAAACAUUAUUAUAGAAAUACCGAGGGUAUUAUUUUUGUUGUUGAUUCUAACGAUAGAGCUCGUAUCGGUGAAGCUAGAGAAGUUUUGCAAAGAAUGUUAAAUGAAGAUGAAUUGCGUGAUGCAGUUUUGUUAGUUUUUGCUAACAAACAGGAUUUGCCUGAAGCCAUGAGUGCUGCUGAAGUUACUGAAAAACUAGGUUUACAUUCUAUUAGACAACGUCAAUGGUAUAUUCAAGCUACAUGUGCCACAUCUGGUGAAGGUUUGUACGAAGGUUUGGAAUGGUUGAGUAACACUUUAAAAAAGAAGAGUUAG
This is a messenger RNA of Saccharomycodes ludwigii, 546 nucleotides long. RefSeq lists its product as uncharacterized. Gene Ontology annotation, biological process: intracellular protein transport; vesicle-mediated transport. Bases 1 to 546 code for a protein of 181 amino acids. NCBI's taxonomy places the organism in Eukaryota, Fungi, Ascomycota, Saccharomycetes, Saccharomycodales, Saccharomycodaceae. Gene Ontology annotation, cellular component: plasma membrane; cytoplasm. The record is from RefSeq and is a predicted model, not a curated record. The transcript has a single exon. Gene Ontology annotation, molecular function: GTP binding; GTPase activity.